AGGAGCGCCCUCGUCCUCGGCACGGCGUGCGGUCUGCUGCCUCCCUCCGCCUCCACCUCCCAAGGAGAAGAGGGCGACGAGUACGCGCGGCUCGCCUCGCGGCUGCAGCUGCCUCCGCCGCUGGACCUGCUGCGCUCCGUCGCCCAUGACCUCUGCGCGAUGCUGCGUGCGGGCGUGGGAAGCGGCGGCUCCCUCCGCGCGGUGCCCGUGCUGCACUCGUUCGACGCGGGCAGCGCCGCCCUCGUCUGCGCGGCGCCCGCGUGCGGCGGAGGGCCGCUCGGCGGGUGCGGCACCUCUCCUUUCCUCGAGCUGCCCCCCUCGUACUCGCAGCUGUACAACAUGUACAUCCACCGCCGCUGCUCCGUCUGCGGCACUUGCCCGAAGCAGCCCGCCGUCUGCCUGCUCUGCGGUGCCAUCGUCUGCACAGGCGGCCAGUGCUGCCGCUCCGGCGGGGACGACGAGGUUGUGCAGCACGCGGCGAGCUGCGGGCACGGCGCGUGCGCUUUUGUGGUUGUGCGGACGACGACCACGCUGCUCGUGAUCGGGCGGCUGCUCGCGGCGCGGCGGCAGCACUGCUGGUGGGGUUCGCUCUACCUGGACGUGCACGGCGAGGAGGACCGCAAUUUGAGCCGCGGCCGCCCCCUCCUCCUUGCGCCUGGCCGGCUGCGCGAGCUGCAGCAGGUCUGGCGCUCCAACGGGUUGCGCGAGCUGCUCUACAACAACCAGCCGCCCUUCCCGCGCUUGCCACUCAUGCUGAUGCCCGCGCGCGAUUGA
This is a messenger RNA of Emiliania huxleyi CCMP1516, 774 nucleotides long. RefSeq lists its product as hypothetical. The record is from RefSeq and is a predicted model, not a curated record. The transcript has 7 exons. Bases 160 to 774 code for a protein of 204 amino acids. Lineage: Eukaryota; Haptophyta; Isochrysidales; Noelaerhabdaceae. Gene Ontology annotation, molecular function: ubiquitin protein ligase activity. Gene Ontology annotation, cellular component: cytoplasm; ubiquitin ligase complex. Gene Ontology annotation, biological process: protein ubiquitination; ubiquitin-dependent protein catabolic process via the N-end rule pathway.